AUGGCAGCAUCAGCAAAAGGUAUGGCAGCAGCAGCAGCAAAGGGCAGGGCAGCAGCAGCAGCAGUGGCAGAAGAUAGGGCAGAAACAGGAGCAGCAGAAGGCACGGAAGCAGCAGCAGCAGCAGCAGCAGCAGCAGCAAAAUCAGAGACCCUCUGCGUGGCUUUAAGCAGCCGAGGGGUGGGCCACCGCGCUGCUGCUGCUGGCGCAGUUUGGCUGCAAGUCUUUGCUGCUUCGCACUGCAGCAACAGCAGCAAACUUGCAGAUGCUUCGCACUGCAGCAACAGCAGCAAACUUGCAGAUGCUUUGCACUGCAGCAACAGCAGCAAACUUGCAGAUGCUUCGCACUGCAGCAACAGCAGCAAACUUGCAGAAAGGACCAGACCACAGCAGCAGCAGCAGCAGCAGCAGCAAGACCAUCCCGCCGCCAACCCUUUUGCCAGCUGCAGCAGCAGCAGCGCACCCUCAAAACAGCUGCCUCUCAGCAGCACCUGCACCUCAGUGACUUUUGAGGAGGGCGUGUUGGCCCAAGACGCCGCCGUGCCCAGCAGCAGCAGCAGCAGCAGCAGCAGCAGCAGCAGCAGCAGCGGGACUCACCGCAACAAGAGCAGCAGCAGCGGGAAGAGCAGCAGCAGCAGGACUCGCGACAGCAACAGCAGUAGAAGCAGCAGCAGCACCGGAUCUCGCAGCAGCAGCAGCACCACGAUCCGCAGGCGCAACUGCAGGACGACCAGCAGCAGCAGCAGCAGCAGCAGCAGCAGAACUGGCAGCAGCAGCAGCAGCAGCAGCAGCAGUUUCCUUGUUUGGGAUGGCGCACCGCCGCGGGCUGCGCCCAGUUGCACGCAGCAGGUUCUCGGGGGCCCCUGGGGGCCCCGGGGGCCCCCGAAACUGUCUGAGCUUUUGAACUGA
Molecule: messenger RNA, 906 nt
Organism: Eimeria necatrix
Lineage: Eukaryota; Apicomplexa; Conoidasida; Eucoccidiorida; Eimeriidae
Exons: 2
Coding region: 1-906 (301 amino acids)
Source: RefSeq, a predicted model, not a curated record